Molecule: messenger RNA, 1596 nt
Organism: Schistosoma curassoni
Lineage: Eukaryota; Metazoa; Platyhelminthes; Trematoda; Strigeidida; Schistosomatidae
Source: the annotation of a GenBank genome assembly
AUGAUAUUUCUAUUGUGUUUAAUAACUUAUGUGAAUUUCAUUACAUCGAAUCCAACGUCACAAUCAGAUUACCUUCUACAAGAAGAAGCUAAUACAACAAUCUCAGAUUUGAACGAAGAUUUGACUGGGGAGUUUACAGUUACUGAAAUGUCUGAACCCAUCAUAAAAUCUGACCAUGAUGCUUCAUCGGUUGAAGAAGUUACUUCAAAUGAACCGGACGAAACAACCACUGAAUCUGUUGAACCUAUGUUCGACAAUGAUCAACACAACGUUUGCUCAUUAUUCCAAAUUGCACUUAUUAUCUUAGUGAGAUUCAAUGAAAUUGAUUCCAAUGAUUACAUAUAUUCAAAAUCAAAUGAAGAUGAAAUUUCAUCCAUCGGAAAGACUGAUUCUGGACAAGAUAUAGAGCCGUCAAUCGUUUCUGAUGUUUUUGCAGAAAGUGUUGAUAGUUUGAAUGAAACCACAAACGUAGACAGUCAUAAAGAAGGAACAUCUAACUUGAAUUCCUCUGAGUCGAUUGUAGUGGCUGACGUUGCUAACACUGAGACUGUUGUCAACUUAACCUCAAAUCCUCCAGAAUCUACGAUAGGAAAUUCUGACAACAAUUCAGAUAGCAGUGACAACUCAGAUGUUUCCUCUACUCUGACGACAGAAACUGAUACUACUCAGAAUGAUAUCGUUGUUCCGAUAAUUGCAGAGGGUUCAGAAAAUCAUACAGAAAGUACCUCUACUGUGACAAGUGGUGAAAAUGAUACAGAAAGCACUUCUACUGUGACAAGUGGUGAAAAUCAUACAGAAAGCACUUCUACUGUGACAAGUGGUGAAAAUCAUACAGAAAGCACUUCUACUGUGACAAGUGGUGAAAAUCAUACAGAAACAGUUAUAUCUGAUUCAACCUCAGAAAAUCUUGAUAACCAUACAGAAGCCCCUACAGAUGCUAAUGCACCUUCUCCUUUGAUAGUAGCCGUUGGUGAUCUUUGUAAAGAGUUUGGCAUUUACAUGGACACACAGUUGACUAGUCUAACAUCAGGAGACUUGAAAAAUCAGACAGAAAGCACUGGUAACUCAGAUAUAACCCCUUAUACACAGGUCCAUAGCGUUGACGAAAAUCGUACUGAUGACUCUCACUUAGAGUCAACUUCAGAAAGUGUUGAUAUUCGAGCACAAACUUCUACAGAAACACCUAAAUAUCCUUCUCCUUUGAUGAAACUAAUUGAUAACCUUUGCAAGGUGUUCACUAACACAAAUGAAAUUAUCUCUGAUACAACAGAAGAACCUACCGAAAUCAUCACAACAACUGAGACAAACAACAUCAAUGAGUCAGAAACCAAGUCUACCGACAACGAAACACAAAGUGUUUCCAAUAUUUGCAUUAACACUAUGUGUGCAAAUGAAACAGGCACAACAACUGAACAACCAAGUACUACCGGUGCAGUAUUGCAUCAUUUAAAUCUUUCUGAUAUAAAGAGUAAGAAGUGUAAAACAAAGAAAUCAGAUGAAGAUGACUGUGAAACCGAUUCAGAAAAUGAAGAUGCCUCGGAAGGAACCGAUAGUGACGGUGAUAGUAAUGAUGAAAGUGACGAUGAUAAUGAAUGA